AUGGCGGCGGAGGACGACGACACCUUCGGCAACUUUACUUUCGCAUCCUUCCCUCCAAAUCCUCCUCCUACCGCCACCUUCCAUUCUCAUCAUUUAGCACAAUCCAAUGGCAUUAAUUCGUCCCCCGACGAUGAUGAAUGGGGCGAUUUCGUCGAAUUCCCGUCGCAAUUCUCCUCCAUCCAAUCAGAACCCUCCAAGUCUUAUGAUUCGUUCGAGGUCGCUGCUAAUCAAUCAGGCGAUACCAAACUGGUGUCACCGACUCGGUGGGUAAAACCGAGUGGCGCAUUGCCACUUUCCUUAUUUGGGGAUGCAGAGGAGGAAGAGCAUGGGGCUGGGGUUGAUCUCAAUUCCAAUUUUGGUAGUAAUGGAUCGGAUUUGAAAAGUGUUGGUAAUACUAAUAUUUUUGGGGUUAAUGACAUUAUUGCCAAUCUGUAUAAUCAAACCCCGCAGGUCAAGUAUGAAAAUGGAUCUGGUACGAGUUCCAGCCCCAGAGUUGAUUCCAAUGCGAAUGACUUGAUUUUGGAUAAUAAGAGUCAGGAGGUGAAGGUUGAAAAUGGAUUAUAUUCCAGCUCGAAAUUGAAUGCUGUAAGUUCGGGAUUUAGUGAGUGGAACCUGGAUCUUAGAGGGAUGAAUUUAAAUUCUAAUGUCAAUGGUACGAAGAGUUUCAGUGAUCAGAGGCAUGAAAAUGGAUCUGGUACGAAUUCCAGCACCAGGGUUGAUUCCAAUGCAAAAGAUCUGGUUUUGGAUGAUAAGAAGGUUGAAAAUGGAGUUCAUUCCAGCUCGAAUUUGAAUGAUGUAAGUUCGGGUUUUAGUGAGUGGAAUAUGGAAUUUAACGGGAUGAAUUUGAAUUCUAAUGUAGAUGGUACUAAAAGUUCAAGUGAUCAGAGUCUUGAAAAUGGAUCUGAUACAAAUUCCAGCUCUAGGGUUGAUUCGAAUGUGAAUGAUUUGGUUUUGGAUGGAAAGAGUAGGGACGUGAAGGUUGAAAAUGAAUUUGAUUCCUGCUCGAAAUCGAAUGCUGUAAGUUCAGGAUUUAUUGAGUGGGAUAUGGAUUUUAACCAGAUGAAUUUGAAUUCUAAUGCCAAUGGUAUGAAAAGUUUAAGUGAUCAGAGUCAGCAGAUAAAGAGUGAGAACAGUGGGUUGAGUAUUAAGUUGAAUGGAUCAUAUCCAUAUCAAGAUGGCUCAAGCUCGCAUCUUUUUGGUGGAUGGACUUUGGAAUUGAAUAAGUUCAGCUCCAGUGCAAACACAUUAAAUGCAAAUGUGAAUACAUUGAGUUCAAAUUUAGAUAUGAACGAAAAGGAAUUAGAUGGCGCUACAUGUGAUGACGACAAGGAUGAUGACGAAGAUGAAGGAUGGGAAUUUAAGGAUGCGUAUUCAGAAUGGAGGCCUGGAGAUGUGAAUAAUAUGGUUGACACCGAGGAGCAUGUCUUUUCUGACAAAAAUGCAUACUCAUCUGGGAUUGGCAAUGGAUCAAUUGAUUUGUUUGGCACUGCAAAUCAGUCUAUUGAUUUGUUUUCCGCUUCAACUGAAGUUGAUUUAGUUUCCACCUCCAGUGAUUUUCAUAGUAGUUCCCAGGAAGUGAACUUAUUUGAUAUUCAGUCAAGUAUAGCAGCUCCAAUCAGUUUUAUUUCAGAUACAAACUUAAACAUUGAACGGACAGAUAUUAAAGAUGGGUUGAACCCUAAUUCGGAUGUUGGAUAUGCUGAAUCUGAUGAUGGUUUUGGGGAAUUUACCACUGCAUUCUCAGAAAGUGAACCAAAGCCAAGAGAAGCAUUGGAUGAUGAUAUGCUUUCUCCCUCUAAAGAAGCAGCAUUGAUGCCGGAUGGCAAAGUUCAGGGGAAGGAGACUAGGUCAAAUAAUCAUAAAGGUGCACUGCCCCUAUCUAUCUUCGGCGAUGAAGAGCCAGAAACUAAUGGUCAUGUUGAUGUUCAAGAUGCUUUUAUGCAUCAGCCCACUUCUUAUCAAAGAAAUGGUCAUACUUCCAACUCAGUUAUUUCUAUCAAUGAUCUUAUAUCCAAUUUAUACAGCCAAACCAAGCAAGCUUCUUCUGUGGACACCGUGCAAAAACCAAUUGAAAUCAAGUUGAGCCCAUCUGAUGCAGUGUCCAAUUCAGAUGUAGUGCAUAAUGAUAGUGGUGAUUUUGAUGAUAAUACAUGGGAAUUUAUGGAUGCCUCAUCUGGAAAGAGAAACAACGAUGAGGCCUCUCUUUUUAGUGUUGAAGGUGAUCAUUUGAUCAGCUCUUCCAAGCUGCAGCUGAAUAAUUUUGUAGAUUAUUAUUCUAGAUUAAUGGAUGAGUUGUGCUUUAUUGCUGAAGUUCAUAUUGAGAGACUAAAGAAUGCUCAAAGUACUGCUGCUCUUUUAGGCGAAUUUGCAAAAGUGGCAGCUCUUGAUAAUGAAAUCCUGGAGGCUUCCAAGGAACUUGAUCAAAUGAAUGUUAUAUUUAAAGAAGACGAUUCACUGGAUCAUCCUUCAGGAGAAAGUUAUCUCAAGGAAUUUAUUGAAAUUCUAUUGGAGCCAAAGUUUCUAGUACUUGAAUCAGAAUAUCACUUAUCAGAAAAAUUGUUACUAGCGGAGCAGGAUCUUAGAUUAGCCAUAGAACUUAUAAAACAUACAACAACAAUGAUUAAGAUAUUGAAGUUAGGAACAUUGGACGAACAACAAAUGUAUGUUACCACAUGGUCCAAGAUGAUCUCUGUUUGCAGUCAAGAGUUGGAGCAUGGUUCCUUAAUUUGGAAGCAGGCAAUCGAGAAGAAAAUUCAAAGUCAGAUACUAUCUGAAACUCAAGGAAGGGAGUUUAUAUUAGCCCUCGGAGAGAUUUACAGGGUUGUAGUGAUACUUGAAGCUUCGGCCAAAAUUUUCAAGCCUUGGACCAUAUCCUGUUGGUCAAGCAUCCAAAUUCUUCUAGAGGAAUGUCAUACUCUAUGGUCAACUUCAGGAUUUGAAGAAGCUCUUAUGAGUGUUUCAGAAACGUCUUCAUCUGAUGAUGCAUCACUGAUGAAGUCCAUUAAGUACAUAAGUGGUCUUGAUGCAUUUGCUCUUCAAAACUGUGUUUUCACACAACAUGAAUCUUUAUGCCGGCUAUCAAUUUUAUCUGUUGGAGCAGUACCAGGCAUGAAGAUGAUAAUGUGGGAAGAUGAACAGUACUUUGUGACACUAGCGAAUUUGUGGGCAAAUAUUGUAAGCAAUAAUCCUCCUGAAUUGCCGCAUUUGCACAUUGGUCGAUGA
Messenger RNA from Fraxinus pennsylvanica, 3222 nucleotides. The record is from the annotation of a GenBank genome assembly. NCBI's taxonomy places the organism in Eukaryota, Viridiplantae, Streptophyta, Magnoliopsida, Lamiales, Oleaceae.